This is a messenger RNA of Gasterosteus aculeatus aculeatus (three-spined stickleback), 3492 nucleotides long. Lineage: Eukaryota; Metazoa; Chordata; Actinopteri; Perciformes; Gasterosteidae. The record is from RefSeq and is a predicted model, not a curated record.
GAGAGGACUCGUUACUCUCGAGUCCUUGUAAGGAUUCGUUCGAAAUGAACGAAUCGUUCACGAACGACACAUCACUAGUAGACACAGGUGUCUGAAGUUGUAAAAGUUGGACUGUUUUGGCUUCCUAUUUUUCACAGAUUUCAUCAAUUAAAUAUCAGAACGCGAUGAACCGUCGGCCAUCUUGUUGUUUUUCCAAGAGGACUUUUCUUACUGAAGGAUUCUUCUCAGUGACAAAAGCAACCAGAGAUACAAACAAACGGACGACAAACACACACACACACAUCUAACAGACAAAUGGCACAAAGUAAAACAGGCAAAUGAACACUAACAAAGGCUGUGUAACACACACACAAAGCGACACUUAUGCAGCGAGUGCUGAUGUAAACUGUCUGUGGUCUCGUCAGGUUAAUUAGUUCUGACGAGCUGCUCAGUUUAAUCCUCCUUCCCCCGUCACACCAACCAAUCAGAGCUGGCGAUGUCACCCCCUUCCCUCCCCCACGCCCUGCGUCUGUGUGUUCAGUCUCUUUGUGUCGUCUCCGUUGCCGCGGCAGCAGCAGUUUGAGGACCGAGCUCGUAUGAAGCGUCGCUGCGUUCCUCUGAGAGCCGACCACAAGCUGCUGACCCCCGACACACACUCUCUGUCGGGGGUCAGGUUGCAUCCUGUCAUCCGGGUGAGGUUGGGGGGUGUGGCCUCUUCCUCGGGGCACCCGGGUCACACCUCCGGCGGCGAAUCAGCCGCCAGGUCUCCGAGGCGACGGCCGGCGACGUCCACGACUCGCCGUCUGCGGUUUGAGGACGAGACGGAGACGGAGGCGGAGUGCCGCUACCUGGAGCGACAGUGGCAGAGGAGACGUGGGGGACAGAGAGCGACGGGUGUCUUGGUCUCAAAACCGAACCUCAACCAGUACGUCAACGGCAGGGCAGGACAUGUUGUUGACAGGAAGCAAAGAGGACAGACGUCUUCGGGGGGCUCGGGUCAGUGGGACGCCUGCGGAACAGUUUUAGGGGGCGGAGUCAACCUGAAUCUCCGACUGUACCCACCUGCACCUGGAGACCCAGGGCGGAGUCCGCCCGCGCCUCGCCUCAAUCUGCGCACUGAGCCCAUCAGAGAGACCUACAUCGGCUCUGUCACACCUGGUGAGGUCGCUGGGAGGGGGGGCCGGGCCGGGCGGUUUGUGGACCACCACUUGAGGAGGACGGCCGGUCAGGUGAAACUUGAGGGAAGCCAGACGUCCACCCCUCGAGCUGCGCCCGCCACUGACCUGCCAAUCAACCCCUACGCGCCCGAUCAGCUGACCACGCAGACCUCCGACAACCCACGCUCCUUCUCUCCCACUCCUGUGACAUCAUCAACAGCUCCCGUGACAUCAUCGCUGAUGUCACAAAACAUCCGGCCCGACAGCACAAAGGCAUCGCAGAAUCUGAGCCGUGGCAAAGAAGAGAAGGAGCCGCCGGCCGGACGGCGCGCGGGUGGCGCAGAGCUGGAGGAGAAGAGCCCUUCUGUAGAGGAGGGAUGUCUGGAUCUCAGGAUGAAGAGCAACUCCUCCUCCUCCUCCUCCCCAGGGGGAAGCGAGGAGACGGCGGCCCCGGCGAAGUCCGGCACCAGCUGUGAUCGACAGCCGGUGGGACCACAGGAUGAUGGAUGCCUCAUCAGCAGAAACCAACCUUCCCGCCUUUCUCUGCGUCGUCUCUUUUCCAACGUCGGACUGAGCAGGACUCGAGCCGGCAGCCUCGACCGGCUCGCCUCACGGCCCGACCCCUCAGCGUCCAGCCCGACCCCGCCGGUGCCAAAGAAGUCCCCGGGCCUGCUGAAGAAAACACCGUCCGCAGCGCACGGUUCCCCCUUCUCGCAGUUGAGGAAGUCGUUGUCAGUUGAGAGCUUUGCGUUGGAGCAGAAGAAAAAGAAGACGGAUCGUUCCGCUGACUACCGACCAGCCGCGGACCAGUUGGUGCAGAGGUGUCUCAGUGUCGAGGACGUCAGUCGUCCCUCUUUAGUGCGUUCCAUCGGCCGGGUUCUUGACGUUUGUUCUGACGGAACGUUUCUGUUGGAGGUCAUCCGACCGAAGAGCCAGAUGUAUGGAUUCAUCAUCAGCAGGGGGAGAGGACGGCCUGACUCCGGUACCGCCAAUACUGGAAAUACUACUAAUACUGCUCCUAAGGAAGGAGGCGGACUACCUUUCUGUGGUGUCUACGUGGAGGACAUGGUGGACAGCAGCACUAAGAAGUUGUACGCUGGCCUGCUGGCGGUUGGAGAUGAGAUCCUGGAGGUGAAUGGGGAGAAGGUAGCCUGUCUCAGUCUGGACCAGGUGACCCACAUGCUGACUGAGAGCCCCUCGGCCACCAUCCGGCUGCUCCGACACCACAACACCGCCCCUGCGUAGUCACGUGACCGUACCUUGUCUUUGACAACUAGACUCAAAGAUUCACUCCACAUUACUGAAAACUGCAAGAUACUUUUUAUGAAACCUGCAAGCAUCUGGUCCAACCAGAGCCUCACUCGAACACCCGAAUCCUGCCCUGAGAUGCCCCCCGACUGCACCUGCACCAAUCAUGUGAGCUGCUCCUGUUUCAAGACAAAGCCAUCGUGUCUCCGCAGCUGAUCGACAUCCUCAUCAACCCAGAAAUCCAGUCUACAACCUCUGUCCUCAGAGAGUUCAGGUCAACGGCUAAAUAAGUUGUACAAGUAUUUGAGUUCAGGCAGUUGGGUGGACCGAUCCAAGUAUUAAGGUGUUUAAGUAUUCACAGUUCAAAUGAUUCAAGUAUACUUGAAGUUUCAUUAUCAGAUGUUAGUCUUUGAAUGAGUCUUAAUGAAUAUUUGUCAUUAAAACCAUUAAAAGCAACACUAACCAAUUAUUUAGUCUGCCAGAAAAUAUGUAUUAUGUCCCGAUAUGUAGAAUGCCAAAUGCAGUAUGUCCAAGUACAGGAUAUUCUGACAUGUCGGGUCACAUUUAGCAGUGUGCUCGCCAGCAUGAGUUUCUGCAAGAGGACAAAGUUCAAGGUGCCAUGUGAUGAGGAAGUGGCUUUGUGCCAGUUGGGAGUUGUGUUGUGUCUUGUGGAUAACUACUGGAGCUUCAGUGGCGUUUUCUGCUCCCAAUCCACAGAGAAAUAUGAAAACAUAAAUAGAUGAAUAAAAGAGAAGAGCGCCUCACGUUUGGAUUGUCCGACUAUAAGUUCAGGAUUUCCUUUAUUUAAGGACAUUGUGCUUUUUUCAGUUCAGUGUCCGAAGAUGUUUCUGCUUUGUGUUUUGUUCUCUUGGGACCUGCUGUCAGGUGACUAAUAUUAAAAUAUUAUAACUUGUGUUUUUCUCUUCAACAAAAUAUGAGUGCGCUGUUGUCAGUUGACUUAUAUAAACAUAUAUAGUAUUUAAACUUCUGCAGUAUUUCUGUGUCUGUACAGUUUUUCUAUGUUGAUAAGCUCCUUGUUUCCUGUUAACUCUCUCACAGGUAAAAGGAUGACACAAGCUGUUUGUAUUAAAGUUACCCUUUAUGUGUA